AUGCCAAAGGUCAAGCACCUGGCUUGGCGUGCCAUUCAUGGGGGUUUAGCAGUGAAGAUACAAUUAGCACAUCGAGGUUUGGAUGUUGAUGUUAUGUGCCCACUCUGUGGGGAGGGAGAGGAAAAUAUUACUCCUUUGUUUAUGGGUUGUGCGGAGGUGAAUAGAAUAUGGUAUUACUCUCCACUUAGGCUGAAUGUGGAGGAAAUAAAGGGAGUGUACAUUGGUGAAUGGUGUGGUAAGCUCCAAGAAAUUCAUAACGAGAAGGAGUGGUGGGAGAUUUUUUGGAAUGUGUUGUGGAGUAUAUGGUAUAGAAGUAACAAGUGGGUGUUUGAGGCGAAGAAAAUAGAAGUGUCGAAGGUGAUUCAUAGCUCGAUGGGGAGGGCAGGAGACUAUGUGCAAGCUAAUGAGAGAAAGAGGAGAAGCAUUGAGGAGCAGCUGCAUUGUAGCACGUGGAAGCUGCCACCUGAGGGAACUGUCAAGAUGAACUCCGAUGCUGCCACUUUCAAAGACAAUUGUAUAGGGGUUGGUGGUGUCGCUCGAGAUAAUGUAGGUGAUGUGGUGAUGGCAACGUGCUGCAAGAUAAGGGGGAGUUUUGCUGUUGAGGUGGCCGAAGCAAUGGGAAUGCGCCACGCUCUAAAGAUUGCAAUGGAAGCGGGUUCAAGGGAUGGAAAUAGAGUAGCACAUAAUUUAGCAAAGGUGAGUGAAAAUGUAUUUGAAGAGUUAGUAUGGUUGGAGGAAUAUCCUCCGGAAAUUGGUAGUGUUGUACUCGAAGAUUUGCAGCAUUUGAAAUAA
Molecule: messenger RNA, 792 nt
Organism: Beta vulgaris subsp. vulgaris (sugar beet)
Lineage: Eukaryota; Viridiplantae; Streptophyta; Magnoliopsida; Caryophyllales; Amaranthaceae
Exons: 2
Coding region: 1-792 (263 amino acids)
Molecular function (GO): RNA-DNA hybrid ribonuclease activity; nucleic acid binding
Source: RefSeq, a predicted model, not a curated record